GCGGGCGGCUUUGGAGUCGGUUUUGUUGAUGUCUUGGAUUUAUUCGUUAAUUAUCUACCAUUGAUGAUAUAUGGAUCUGCAGACUGUUUAUACAGAAGGGCAUGUCUUCAAAGAAAAUAAGUUAAAGCUUGCCAAAUACUCUGGAUUUCCCAGAUAUUCGGAGCUUGUUAAUAUUCAAAAACAGUUUGAUCGACCAAAAGAUGAAAAUGGUUUGUAUCCUGUUCGCAAUGGAAUCCAUAUUAUCCAUAAAAAGAGGAAAGCAGAUGACGCAAAUUUACAGAUUCACGAUGGCUCAUCUGCUCCAAGAUUACACCGUUUGCACAUACCUUCUUCGCCCAGCGGUCACUUAGGAGCACAUGUUGGUUCAUUUUUACAACAUCAGGCAUGUACAUACAACGCAACUGAUAUCCCUGCGAUAAAUGCCCCGAUAACUGAUAUCUGUUCAAGCAGUGCUAUGCAGUUUUCUAGUAAUAAUACGCUGACGAACGGAACCACAAAAGCAAAUUCGAAGUUAACUACAACGGAAGGCGACUACGCCAUAGUUGUUGGCGAAAUGCUCAAUUCUGGUAGCGAGGCCUAUGAAGUUCUCUCAUUUCUUGGACGAGGAACAUUCGGCCAGGUUGUUAAGUGUCGCUGUCGAUCAUCGAGUCGCUAUGUAGCCAUCAAGAUAUUAAAGAAUCUACCCUCCUAUUUAAGGCAAGGUAAUAUAGAGAUUCAGAUUUUGCAAACCCUAGCUCAACAGGAUACAGAGUCUCAUAAUAUUGUCAGGGCAAUCGAGUGCUUUCAACAUAGAAACCACAUGUGUUUUGUGUUUGAGUUAUUAGAUCAAAACUUGUACGAGUAUCUAAAGUCAAAUAAGUUUCGUCCGUUGACGCUUCCGGAGAUCCGCCCUAUUUCUCAGCAGGUUCUCACGGCGCUUUCUAAAUUAAAGACCCUUGGUUUAAUUCAUGCUGAUUUAAAGCCGGAAAAUAUAAUGUUAGUAAAUCCUAAUUCGGAAAACAUGCGUUACAGAGUCAAAGUAAUUGAUUUUGGAUCUGCAUGCCAUAGUUCCAAAGCUGUUCAAAACACUUACCUCCAGUCACGUUACUAUCGUGCUCCCGAGAUUUUGCUGGGUUUGCCUUUUGAUGAGGCAAUUGAUAUGUGGUCAUUGGGGUGUGUUUUAGCUGAGCUUUUCCUUGGAUGGCCUUUAUAUCCUGGAUCGUCUGAAUAUGACCAAAUGAGAUACAUAGUAGAAACUCAAGGUCUACCUCCAUCUGAUAUGUUAAAAAAUGCUGGGAAAUGCAACACAUUUUUUGUACGUGAUCAUUAUCGCUGUGAUUGGCGCUUAAAAACUCCAGAGGAGUAUGCUUCUGAAACUGGUCAGCAAGCUAAAGAAGCUAGGAAAUAUUUCUUCAACUCUUUGAAUCAAAUCCGUGAUGUAAACGGGCAUUCCACAUCUGAUGGAUCUGAUCUCGAUAUCGUUGAUCGUCAGCAGUUUACUUAUCUUUUAACGGAGAUGUUAAAAAUGCGUCCGUGUGAUAGAAUAACACCUGAUAUUGCCCUUCAGCAUUCGUUCGUAACUAUGACUCACCUCCACUGCCAACCUUUCGCUAAACGAACCCAAGAAUCUCUCACACUGAUGCAAGUUUGUCAUGGUGGCGCACGUAGACAGCAUACAACUGAUUUUAAUUUUAAUCCGAAGUGUAUGUCAUUACCACAAAAAGUUGUUACCACUCUUCCAGAGACCCUUCAUUAUGUUACUUCAAAUGUUAUUGACAGUCGUACUACAUUGUCUCCACAAGUUAAUAGCCAACCUUGUCAUCAAGCUAAUCAUCCAUCUAAUUGUCGAGCCGAUGCCAGAGCUGCGUAUUAUGCCGCGGCAGCUGCGGCCGCUGCCGCGUUUUCAGCGAAAUCAACUUCACAGAUCAUUCCCAUUCCUAAUAAUGGUUCAUCAAGCUUUCCAUGCUUAAACCAUUAUUCUUCACUGAAUGCUAUCAAUGAAGCUAAUCAUGUGUCUCUCCCUGCCACGGGAUCUGGGAAGAUGUGCCCUGUCAUCGAAUGUACUCCUGCAACUAUAAUUAUUUCCCAAAACAAAUCGGAAGUUUGUAUGAAACCGAGUCAGAUAACUACAAAUCAUUUACCAACGACAUAUGCUGCUCCAAUGCAACGUUCCCUUUCAUUCUACGACUUGGUGACUGCUGGUGGCGCUGGUAGUGCAUUAUCCUUACUAAAUGCUGUCACCGCACCUGCACCAUCACCUUUUUUGAUUAGUAGCUCCAUUCCAGUCCCCAAAAUGCAGCCAUUGAAUUCUGUCCCCACAAACACUUCACAAACAAACCAUAUCCGACAAAUGUUACAUCACCCUCUCCACUCUGUUUAUAUUCAACCUGAACUCAAUAGGUUAUCUGAAAGUGAUAAUUCAUUUAUGUUGGAUAUUGUAAGGCGGGAGAAAAGUAGUGGGGCUUACACUGCUCGUCAAGAGUGCAUUGAUGUAACAUAUAAACCAAAUACUGGUUUAUGUGAUACUCUAUGUGCAUUGGUAAAUCAGCAACACUUGUAUCAAUAUCCUGCAACUGCUGCCGCCGCCUUGGCUGUAGCUCAUCAUCAGCAAAAUUUCAACAACAAUCAAAAACAUCCCCCUACUUUAUUUAAGUCCACCCACAACAGUGAAUCCGAUUUUGUUAACGAUAUUUCCAGAUGUAAUGAGUGUCGUGGAGCUUGUCAGUCACAUUUAAUGAAAGGUCAAUUGAUCGAUUCGAGAACCAAUGCGAUAGUUCAACCAGACCUUAAUUGUUCUCGUGCUCCAAUAUAUCAAGUUCAUGGACCAAUCACUCAACAAUAUCUCUCACAUCAGGACUCUGCUUCUUUUCAUUAUCACGAUCAACAACCUGUCAUAAUCGACUGUAGUGAAAUCCGUAAAAAUUCAGUUGCCCACAUUCAACCAAACAAUCCUUUUGUGAACGAUUCAGAUUGCAUGCCUAUUAAUUUAGUAACAAAUAGUUCAGAGCCAGUUGUAAAUAAUGCUGUCAAUUUGUCAAUGCUUCCUCCAAGUUCUUCGUACAAUUCCAGUCGCAUGAAGCGUCAGUCUGUCGCUGUUAAUCCUAAUUCUGAGAAUGUAGAUAGGAUUUCUCAUGGUUUAAUUCAGCAUGAUUCUUUCAGCUGUCCUUCAGAAACAAUAUCGAAUCCUAAUGCAAUCAAAUCAGAUUGCGGAUCUUCGGGGGUGUACAAGUCAACUUUCGAUUUGAUGUGUCAGCAGCGUUCUGAUAAAAAAAUACCAGUUGGUCGUGUUCAGCCUAUGAUAAAACAAGAAGAUUCCAGUCACUUACAUUCCUCCAGUCGACCUGUAUCAUCACCUGUCAAUUAUAUACCACCUAGUCGGGAAUCUGUUGUCUGGGGGUCAAAUCCUAGUUUAUUUGUAUUCACAUCACCUUUUCAUCAACAGUCGGUGAAUAACACUAAUAAUUCUAUUCCUCAAAAAAUAUGUCAUCAUUUCACUAAUGAUAUAUUUCCAUAUAACACUCAAAAACCAACCGAACAUCUAUCUAAUCGUAGAAGUGUACGUAAAAAUCCCCAACUACCCAUUACACGAGAUGAUCAACAUGUAGUGCAAUCUAAUCAUCAAUUGUCAGCUGCUCAUGCAGCCGCUGCAGCCUACCAUAAUUUAAUGUUUUUCCAGUUACAACAACAACAGUUACAGCAACAAACUGAACAACAACUUCAGCAUAGUCUUAUCACUGGAAUUCCUACUGUCUGUCAAAGUAAUAUACCUGAUCAUUGUAGUGAAACUUACCAGCAUUCACAGGGAGCAUUAUCACGUCGUUGGACUACUGGUGGUCGUGAUUUUGUUGACCAUUCGACAGGUGCAGUUUGAUAGUUUCAAAAGGUCACUUUCUACACAGAGAGUUGCUUAACCAUUCUUUUCUGAUAAGGUAUCAUUUGUUUUGGAUGCAGACUUUUUAUUUUGAUGUAGCUCUAUACUGGGCGUGGUUUCUCCAUACCAUCACAUUAGCAUUGCUUCCGCUCACAGUUUAUAUAUAUAUAUCUACCUCUUACUAACAUUAUUAGUCUGAUUGGUUUCUUUCUAUAUUUGUCUUAAUUUAAAUCCGUCUGGUAUGUGUUUGUAUUGUUGUUUCCUUGCACAUCAUUCCCUUAAAUUUGCUCAUUCUCAAUUUAAUUAAUUAGUUUGUGUGAUCUCUUCUCUAUUUUUUUGCACAUGUAAAUUUAGAGUCAGAAUUUUUAUAUAAUUUAUGGAUUGUUUAGCGUUUGUCUCACUCUUGUAUAUAUAAUAUAUAUACAUACUGGUUACAUAAUCUCAGAUGAAUGUUGACUCUUUAAAUGUUUAGCAAUAGUGCAUAGUUUAUUUGUGUGUUUAUGACUUGAAAUUGUUUCGUUUCUUUUAUUGGCUAAUAUAUAUAUACAUAUAUAUAUAUAUAUAUAUAUAUAUAUAUAUAUAUAUAUAUAUAUACCCUUAAAUCUCAGUCUUAAUCUGUAAUCUUUCACAAGCACAUGUAUACGAUAAAUGUGUUCUAGUGUCAGUAUAUUGAUUCACAAUUUUUAUUGUAUUGCUAAAUACUGUGAUUUCCUAUUUUUUUUCCAAUGGAAUGGGUAGUGAUUAUUUAACAUUACUUUUAGCCUUAUUAUUGAUAUCAAUGUAAUAAAGUUUAAAUGUGUUUAUCAUGAAAUUUCCAUCAAUAUUAUAACUUAAUUAUCAACCAUGGCUGGUUGAUUGUUGACUAUUAAAUAAAAGUUCACAAAAGCUAGUGUUGUUUUUUGUUCAUUUUCAACGCUGUUUUUACUGUGGCUUGUAACAGGUACAGGUGUUGAGGUUUGAUCAAAUAUAAUGUUGUUGAUAAUACUGUUACCAUCAGUUUUGAUGAAAUAUUAAAUUUUGCUACUGAUAAUAUUUUAUAUAGUA
Schistosoma turkestanicum is the source of this 4894-nucleotide messenger RNA. Lineage: Eukaryota; Metazoa; Platyhelminthes; Trematoda; Strigeidida; Schistosomatidae. The record is from the annotation of a GenBank genome assembly.